Lentinula edodes (shiitake mushroom) is the source of this 999-nucleotide messenger RNA. RefSeq lists its product as uncharacterized. NCBI's taxonomy places the organism in Eukaryota, Fungi, Basidiomycota, Agaricomycetes, Agaricales, Omphalotaceae. The transcript has 3 exons. Bases 1 to 999 code for a protein of 332 amino acids. The record is from RefSeq and is a predicted model, not a curated record.
AUGGACAUCGACGAAAGCAGGAAUCGGUACAAACGUCUUUCUUUGGCGGGAGAAUCUACUUUAUCUGUGGUCUCUCUUCAUUCAACAUCUUUGGAAAUCUGCGAAAUGGUCUAUGGAGAGCAUUCUACCUCCUACGAUGCUGUCGAACGAUUCUAUGAAGCCAGUGCGAUAAGCACUGAUCGUUAUGCUCACAGUGUAAGCUCCCGAAACUAUAAACUUAGGGCAUCAUGGAUUUAUAAUUCAUUCAGAUAUGAGAAUCCACUGGUAACUACUACCUCGCGAACAAUGCUCACUGAUAUCCUACGGAUUUCUCGCCAGCUGAGCGUAAUAAAUGUACCUCGUCCACUGGCGGUAGUUUACUCUUUCUUUCGUCUGCAAGUUCCAGACUACCUAAGCAGCCCAUGGAUUCAUGCGUUGCGAGCUUGGACGGAAAUUGAUGACAUUUGUGAGACCGAAAGCUUUGACGGGCAUCGCAAAACCAUCGUUGAACACACACUCAAUGUCCUUGUCUUUCCUAGUAUACACUCCGAUUCCGGGACUCCAGCAGCUCGGUUCAGUCAUUCUACCGAAUCUGCUCCGCCGACACCAGGCUCUCAGAUACCUUCGUCCCAUCCCAUUCAUCCGUCUUUACCAAUUCCCGGUACAUCCUUAACCGUUCCUUCCCCAUUCCAUCUCAAACUCCGCAUUAUCACACGUUUUUCCUUCAACGAACAGGGCCGCAUAACCCACCACAGAGAUUUCUGGGAUGUUAAAGACGUCAUGGGUCUUGUUCCCGGUGUCUCAUUAGCUCAGUGGAUUGGGACUAGAUUAACUGCGAGAGGAUUGUCUUAUGCUUCUCGAGCAUGGUUCAAAACAUCGGGCGUACAAGCGUCUUCCACGGAAAAUGAUGCAGAAAUAAGAGAAUUGGAAAACGGCUAUGGACCUUCAUCCUCUCCCGCGGCCGACUAUGCUAAAUCUACCCAAAAAGCCUUUGCGGAUUCUGUCGUGAGAAACGAGUAG